Beta vulgaris subsp. vulgaris (sugar beet) is the source of this 2648-nucleotide messenger RNA. RefSeq lists its product as uncharacterized. Bases 967 to 2556 code for a protein of 529 amino acids. Gene Ontology annotation, molecular function: protein dimerization activity. The transcript is spliced from 3 exons. The record is from RefSeq and is a predicted model, not a curated record. Lineage: Eukaryota; Viridiplantae; Streptophyta; Magnoliopsida; Caryophyllales; Amaranthaceae.
GGCUGCUUUGAUGCUUUCAGUCGCCACUUUCACGCUGUGCCCAGAAUUGUAGACGUUGUUCGGUUGUUGUCGCCAUUUUACCCUUUGCCGCCUUGCCGGAGUUCUUCACUUCUUCUUGUCGCCACGACUACGAGCCCACGAGGCACGAGACGCCACCGCCGGCAGUAAGAAGCAGAACUCACUGUAAGUCUGUAUUCUGUAACUCCCGUCGCCACUUUCUGUUUUUUUUUUUUUAAUUUUUUUUAUAAUUUUUGCUAAUUUGUAAAGGAUAGAUUACUUGAAUAGUUGAAUUGAACUUAGAGAUUUAAAUGUUGAAUUGAAAUUAGAGAUUACUAAUUACUUGAAUAGUUGAAUUGAAAUUACUUGAAUUGAAAUUAGAGAUUACUUCAUUACUUGAAUUGAAAUUGAGAUUACUUGAAUUGAAAUUAGAGAUUGUAAAAUUGGAAUAGAGGUUGUGAAUUGAAAUUAGUUGAAUUUGGAAUUAAAUGUUGUGAAAUGUAAUUUGAAACAAGGAACUUUGGUAUUAAUAUCUAAUAAUAUGUUUACUUAUACUAGAUUUGGAAGAUGAAAAACAAAAGUUUAGAAUCUUUUUGGAAGAGAAGUGGAGGAAAAUCAGAAAAGUCUUCAACUUCAUCUUCUCCAACAUCAAAAGAGCCUCUAAUUGAAGAAUGUAAUCAUGAGGUUCCAAUAAUUGAAGAAACUAAUCAUGAAGCUUCUCCAAUUCAAGAGGAAAAUGAGGAUGAGUUGCCUAAUUCUUCACCGUUCGAAACUACGCCUCAAAGUAGUUUUAGAACUAAUGCUUCAAGUGUUAUGUAUGAUCUUGAUCUCCUACCACAUGAUCCGGGAACUAGGAGGCCAAUUACAUCAUAUCCUCCUAAUGAUCAAGAGGCCAUGAGAAGAGGAUACAUUACUAAAAAGCCUUGUCGACCAAGGACACAUGAUUUUCCUUAAAGGGAAAUAGGAGGUAUGCGUCGUUUUAGUGUUUCUUGGUUUGACAAGUAUGAUUGGCUUGAAUAUAGUGUUGAAAAAGAUGCAACUUUUUGCUUUGUGUGUUACUUGUUCAAAGAUAAAACUAGUUAUCCGGGGGGUGAUUCUUUUGUCAAUGGAGGAUUUAGGAGUUGGAAUAAACCCGAUAGGUUUAAGAAGCAUAUUGGAGGUAUUAAUAGUGCCCAUAACCAAGCUCAAGAGAAGUAUCAACUUUUCACUAACCCAAAAGCAUCAAUUAAUGAAUCUUUGAACCACCAAAGUGCCGAAGCCACGGCACUUUAUAAAGCCCGUUUAACUUACUCACUUAAGUGUUUGAGGUUUCUUUCGCAACAAGGGUUGGCUUUUCGUGGUCAUGAUGAGAGUGAAGUAUCAAGUAAUAAAGGAAACUUUCUUGAGCUUUUAUCGUUGAGUUUGUCUAAAGUUCGUGGUCAAGGUUAUGAUGGAGCGAUUUCUUGUAAGCGUAGAGAAAUGCUUCGAGUAAUUCAAGCUCAAGAAGUUGUGGAAGCAUUAAAUUUGGGAGAAAUUGAGAGUGGGCAAGGCUUAAACCAUGAACGGGGUUUAGGGAGGCCGGGUGAAACUCGUGGGGGGUCAUAUUAUAAAACCAUUUUGAACAUCAUCACUUUGUAUUCUACAAUCAUUAAAGUACUUGUGAUUAUUGGAAAUAAUACCUCAUAUAAGGAAGAUCGUGGAAAAGCUCAAGCUAUCAUGAACACAUUUGAGUCAUUUGAGUUCAUUUUCAUGGCACAUUUGAUGUUAGAGAUCUUUGGGUAUACGGAUGUAUUGAGUAAUGCUUUGCAAAGAAAAGAACAAAACAUUGUUAAUGCCAUGGCUCUUAUUUCUUUGACUAAGAGUAGAUUGCAAAAGAUGAGAGAUGAAAAAUGGGAAGAUUUCUUGGAUCGUGUGUGCUCAUUUUGUGCUAAACAUGCUAUUGGAGUUCCUAAUAUGGAUGAUACUUAUGUUCCCCGUGGUAGAUCAAAACGUUUCUUUGCAAAAGUUACAAAUCUCCAUCGCUUUCGAGUUGAAAUGUUUCUAUGUGUCAUUGAUUUGCAACUUCAAGAGCUUAACAAUAGGUUCAAUGAGGUAAAUAUGGAGUUGCUCACUUGCAUGGCUUGUUUUAGUCCGCUCAACUCUUUUGCUUCUUUUGAUGAGAAAAAGUUGGUUAGACUUGCCGAAUUCUAUGAAAAGGAUUUCUCAACCAAUGAUUUGGUCACUCUUCAUUUUGAACUUGAACUUUUUAUUGAUGACAUGCGAAAGGAUGAAAACUUCCGGGAAUUGAAAGAUCUUGGUGAGCUUUCUAUGAUGCUUGUUGAAACUGAGAAACAUACUACAUAUAAGCUAGUCUACUUGCUAUUAAGACUAGUAUUGAUUCUUCAUGUGGCAACUGCAAGUGUGGAAAGAGUAUUUUCUUCGAUGAAGACCAUGAAAAGCAAAUUGCGAAAUAGUAUGGGGGACCAAUUUUUGAAUGAUUGUCUAGUCACUUAUAUUGAGAGAGAUCUUUUUUUGCAAGUUAGUGAUGAUGAUGUAAUUAAGCGCUUCCAAUCUAUGAAAGAUCGUCGGAUGCACUUGUAAUUUUUUUUAUUUGAAACUUAUGUAUUUUUGUCGUUUUAAAUUAGUUGUAAUUUGAAUUAUUAAUUGAUAUUGGCAUUGUAUUUUGAUUUGAA